Stegostoma tigrinum is the source of this 2185-nucleotide messenger RNA. RefSeq names its product WD repeat domain 45B (gene wdr45b). The record is from RefSeq and is a predicted model, not a curated record. Gene Ontology annotation, biological process: protein lipidation; nucleophagy; protein localization to phagophore assembly site. Bases 123 to 1187 code for a protein of 354 amino acids. NCBI's taxonomy places the organism in Eukaryota, Metazoa, Chordata, Chondrichthyes, Orectolobiformes, Stegostomatidae. Gene Ontology annotation, cellular component: phagophore assembly site membrane; cytosol; extrinsic component of membrane. Gene Ontology annotation, molecular function: phosphatidylinositol-3,5-bisphosphate binding; protein binding; phosphatidylinositol-3-phosphate binding. The transcript has 11 exons.
AUGAGUAGCUGGCGCCGGAAGUGAGCGAGCGAACCAUCGGACAGCUUGACUUGGCCCGGCUUGGAGACCGUGGCUGAGGCGGCGGCUGGCGAUGGACCUUUUGCCGGCCAACCCGCACGGGAAUGGCCUGCUGUACGCUGGCUUUAACCAGGACCAUGACUCUGCGGACUCCUGGGUUCAAGACCAUCUGCUCCAGAGGUUGUUUUGCAUGUGGAAUGGAAAAUGGAUUCCGAGUCUAUAACACUGACCCACUAAAGGAGAAGGAAAAACAAGGUGAGGCGUUUCACCAGUCAGAAUUCAUGGAAGGAGGAGUUGGUCAUGUUGAAAUGCUUUUUCGAUGUAAUUACUUAGCUUUGGUUGGAGGUGGUAAAAAGCCCAAGUAUCCUCCCAAUAAAGUAAUGAUAUGGGAUGAUUUAAAGAAGAAGACUGUUAUUGAAAUUGAAUUUUCAACAGAAGUUAAAGCAGUUAAACUACGGAGAGACAGAAUUGUAGUAGUCCUGGAUUCCAUGAUUAAAGUCUUCACAUUUACUCACAAUCCUCACCAGCUACAUGUUUUUGAAACCUGCUACAACCCAAAAGGAUUAUGUGUCCUUUGUCCAAACAGCAACAAUUCUCUUCUCGCGUUUCCAGGAACACACACUGGGCAUGUGCAAAUAGUGGACCUUGCCAGCACUGAAAAGCCUCCAGUUGACAUACCUGCGCAUGAAGGAGUUCUGAGCUGUAUUGCUUUAAAUCUUCAGGGCACCCGUAUAGCCACAGCUUCAGAAAAGGGAACGUUGGUCCGAGUUUUUGACACAACCACAGGACAGCUCAUCCAAGAGUUGCGAAGGGGAUCACAAGCAGCAAACAUUUAUUGCAUUAAUUUUAAUCAGGAUGCAUCUUUAAUCUGUGUAUCAAGUGAUCAUGGGACUGUUCACAUUUUUGCUGCUGAGGACCCAAAAAGAAAUAAGCAAUCCAGUUUAGCAUCUGCAAGCUUCCUUCCGAAAUAUUUCAGCUCUAAAUGGAGCUUCUCCAAGUUUCAGGUUCCUUCAGGCUCACCUUGUAUUUGUGCCUUUGGUACUGAGCCAAAUGCUGUUGUAGCAAUUUGUGCAGAUGGCAGCUACUACAAAUUUUUAUUCAACACCAAAGGCGAGUGCACCCGAGAUGUCUAUGCCCAAUUCCUGGAAAUGACAGAUGAUAAGAUAUGACUGUGAAUGAUAUGAGUGCAAAUUACUUUUCAAACAGAUUUCCUGAUACUGUGUUUUAACUUGCCACCUAAAAGAGGAUAGUGUUACAUGACUAAACUGAGGGAUAUAAUAAAUCUCUAGUGAUGGACUGCAUUUAGAAGGCUCCAUUUAUUAUUUUUGCCAUUUUCAAAUUCUGUUAUGGAAUUUUUCAGGUUGUGGGAGAAUUUUUUUAAAUAAAAUGAAUAGAAGCACUUAAUCUUUGACCACAGGAAAUAACAAAUCUUUCAAACCUUUCAUAAAAAAACUCUUGUACUAAGUGUGCCUGUCUAAAUGGUUUUCUUUGUGACUGGAUGUUUACAAUAUAUUUUGGAGCAGCGGGUUUUUCUGUAAUGUUUGACUUGUUUGCUGGUGCAGAAAACUGCCAAUGCCUAAUGUGAGCAAUUACUUGUCAAAUACACAAGCCCAGAAAAAGGUGCAGUCAUCACAUCUCCAUUUCAUUUUAACCAUAUGUUGUGGCCUCUGAAUGUGUCAAGCUUAAAUGGGCAUCAAGUUGCACAAUGCUGUUAGCAGUGAAAUUAUCUCCAGGUCAGCUCAUGGAAUUAAGUACCCAGUGAAUUUUGCUCUUUUCAGUUUGGAAUCCAUGAGUAGAGAAAGCUAUGAACUGGUGUCUGUUUAAAACAAGAUGCCCAAUUUAUUAGCAUCAAGUUUUGUGCUAAAUGUAUAUAAAGUACAAAACAUUUCUAAUUUCAAAAUGCUGAUUUUUAAUAUAAACUACACACUAAGUUGAACUUGUAUAUUACUGAUUUUUUUUUUGCUUAGAAAGAAGGUCUGAUACGUUUUUUAAUAAGGAAAGGUAAGAUUUCCAUCUGCAUCUGAUGGAGAUUCAAAAAUUUGUCUAUCUGUUGCACAUGAGUAAAUUGACAUCCAUACUGAGAACCUUUUAUAUACGUCUAAAGUACUGUACAGGGAACAAAUCAUUGUAGUUUUUGCAGAAUAAACUAAUAAACAUUUACAGAGAA